CACCCAGCGCGUUUAUCAUUGCACGUUCAGCUGGCCGUGUUCUUGUUUUCUAGGGAGUUCUUAUUCUGUAUCUCUCAUUCCGAUAAACGACGCGCCGAAAGCCAACGGCAAUGAUUAUGAAGAUGGCACAACACCGGCAGGCCCCGAGCCCCUAUGUGAAGGAGGAACCACAGCAACACAGUGAUUCUGUCGUUGAAACGCCCUGGGCCUGUCCGAGCUCAGGUUCGCGGUGCCAAUUCAGAAGCGAUCACCAGUCGUCGUGCAUUCGGGACGACGCUAGCCACAUGCACAUAUCGUACCUCACCACCUCACCUACAGCAACACUUGGGAGCCAGCGGCGUCCGUGCAGACGAGCGUUUCGGGGUAAUUAUCCCCAUAACUCUCUGCCAUGCGAAAUUACCCAACACCACAUCUGCGCUGUUCUUUACGCCCAUGCCAAAUGCGGCCUGGAAACGUCAGCACACCAUUCAAUCAUGCGACCUUACCACCUUUGCCUUCCACUAGGCCAUACUUCGAGGGCCCUCUACAACGUUCAUAGCCAAUAUGGCCAGUCAUUCUAUCGGUCACGCUCUGCAAACAUCUGCAUGCUGCACAGCAGACAAACUCCGGAUGCUUGGGCCAUGGAGAAGGCGUUUGUCCCUUAUGAUGCAAGCGCAAACGCGUUUAGGUGGCACUGGAUCUGGUUCUCCAAUAGUGAGAGUCACCCACCGACUGGGAGCAAUUCAUCGACCUGCACAGUGUCUGUUCUAUUCUGAUACUUAGGCACGCUGGAGCCACGCCGAUGAUACGAUUGACUAAACCAGACCGAG
This is a messenger RNA of Xylaria bambusicola, 809 nucleotides long. RefSeq lists its product as uncharacterized. Bases 111 to 755 code for a protein of 214 amino acids. NCBI's taxonomy places the organism in Eukaryota, Fungi, Ascomycota, Sordariomycetes, Xylariales, Xylariaceae. The transcript has 4 exons. The record is from RefSeq and is a predicted model, not a curated record.